Molecule: messenger RNA, 2922 nt
Organism: Dromaius novaehollandiae (emu)
Lineage: Eukaryota; Metazoa; Chordata; Aves; Casuariiformes; Dromaiidae
Gene: PTGR2
Product: prostaglandin reductase 2
Exons: 11
Coding region: 173-1216 (347 amino acids)
Biological process (GO): prostaglandin metabolic process
Molecular function (GO): 15-oxoprostaglandin 13-reductase [NAD(P)+] activity
Source: RefSeq, a predicted model, not a curated record
GGGGGGGCCGGCGGCGGUUGGGGCGGGGCUGCGGGGGGUGGGGGCGGCCGUCCGGUUCCAGCGCAACGAACGUGCUGGGACGCUCGAGGCGCGAUCCACGAUGCUACCGUGACAUUGUGUUAAAAAACACCUUUAACAAGGGACCCAGCGUACAAUUGCUGCAAAAGCAGUGAUGAUUAUACAAAGAGUAGUGCUGAACUCACGCCCUGGUAAGAUUGGAGUGCCAGUGGCUGAAAACUUCCGACUGGAGCAAAGUACAAUAUCGGAUACAAUCCAAGAGGGACAAGUCUGUGUUAGAACCCUUUAUCUCUCUGUGGAUCCUUACAUGCGCUGCCGAAUGAAUGAAGAUACAGGCUCAGAUUAUCUCCAGCCCUGGCAGCUGUCUGAAGUUGCUGAUGGUGGGGGCAUUGGGGUGGUGGAGGAGAGCAAGCAUAAGAACUUCGCUAAAGGAGAUUUUGUAACUUCCUUCAAUUGGCCCUGGCAGACAGUGGCCAUUCUAGAUGGAGGCUUGCUACAAAAGCUUGUUCCACAACUCGUAGAUGGACGCCUUUCCUUCUUUCUUGGUGCAGCUGGUAUUACAGGCCUGACUGCCUUGUUAGGUAUAAAAGAGAAAGGACAUGUGAGUGCAGGGGCAAAUCAGACAAUGGUGGUGAGCGGAGCAGCUGGUGCUUGUGGUUCUUUGGCUGGUCAGAUUGGCCGUCUAGAGGGCUGCACUAGAGUGGUGGGGAUUGCUGGCACGGAUGAGAAGUGCUCCAUUUUGGUCUCAGAAAUGGGGUUUGAUGCUGCUAUCAAUUACAAGAAGGGGAAUGUGGCAGAGCAGCUAUGUGAACUCUGCCCAGGUGGUGUGGAUGUUUACUUUGACAAUGUUGGUGGAGACAUCAGUGAUGCAGUUAUAAGUCAGAUGAAUCAGAACAGCCAUGUAGUCCUGUGUGGACAGAUUUCUCAGUAUAACAAAGAAAUGUCAUAUCCUCCUCCCCUGCCUCCUGAGGUAGAAAAAAUACGGAAAGAAAGGAAUAUCACAAGGGAAAGAUUCUUGGUGUUGAACUAUAUGGACAAACAAGAAGCUAGUAUUUUACAACUCUGUCAGUGGAUCAAAGAAGGUAAACUGAAGGUCAGAGAGACUGUGGUAGAAGGCUUGGAAAACAUUGGUGCUGCUUUCCAGUCCAUGAUGAAUGGAGGCAAUAUUGGAAAACAGAUCGUCUCAGUUUCCAAGUAAAAAUCAUAGCUCCAGGAAAAAUGAACUUGAUCCUAUCUUUCAUAAUGAGGAAGUUUAAUUUAUCCUAAUUUCCAUUUUCUUAGAUAAACUACUAAGUUUUUCUGUGUAUACUAGAAGCAGAGAUUCUGGUAUGCUAAGGCAGUACCUGUGCUGGUAAACGAAACAACCGGAAAUGGGAAUGCAAUCUUUCAUACUAGUAAAAAGUAAAGCACUCUUUGACAUGAUUUCAGCGCUUGCCAGCUAGCACACUCCCAAAUGAUUUCUGGGUCUGGUCUGGGAGUUAGAACAUCCUCAAGAAUGAUUUCCAAUAAGCAAUAUGUAUGCAGCCACCCAGUUUUGGAAGCUAAAAGAAUUUACUAGCAUAGAUGUGCACCAUUCCCAUGCUAGUUUGUCUCAGUGCCCAGAAACUUCCCUAGGAAUGUUUAAUUCACUUGUGUAAGCUUACCCUGACAGUCGAAUCAGCCUGGCUCAUUAUCUCAGAAUUUAAGUGUUCUCAUUUUUACAGAUCAUUGCAAUGGACAAACUUCCACUCAUCCAUCUUGUCCAUUUCUCUGUAUUGUAUCAUAUACCCUAUUUUCAGAGCACUUGAAACCUAACUCAUUUGCAUUUACACUUCCCAUCUGCAUGCAACUGAGACUGUCAUUAGAGGUAGGUUCAGCUUUAAGGCUAGCCUCCUGCUUAAUUUUUUAUUAAUUUCCUUUUCUUAGUCUUUGCUUCCCAGAUUUAACUCUAAAAAGAAAAUUAAUUUCCUUUUAAAAAAUCUACUGUAUCUUAUUGCUUUGAUAAUCUCCCUAAUUUCACCAGUUUGCUCUGUUUUUUACACAUCUCCAGGGCGACUGAGGGAGAAUCUCAAAAGUAUGCUCCUGAGGACAGAAAGUAACUUUGCAGACAAUUGACUUUGUGUUCUCUCAGUAACUUAUCUUGGCUCAGAAUUUUUCUUGUAACAGUGCUCUUUUACCAUCACAAUAAGGAAACUUGAAAAAAUGAGUCACCAUUUCUAAGUCUAAUAACAGAAUUGUGAAGCAUUUGACUAGCGUAAUCCCAAACUAAAGGGACUGAUGGGAUUAAGUGCAUGUUUUCAAAAUCAAGAAGCAGAAAAGAGAAUAGAUGAUUAUCUUAAAGACAUUAGAAUUCUGGUAUUAUGUAAAUUUAGAGACAUUAACACAUUCUCGUUUAGAUAAUAGGAUCAUUCAUGAGACAUUCUGAUUUACAAGAGAUUGAUUUUGUUUUUAGUUUGUUUGCUUUUAAGAGAAGUGUUUCCAAACAUAAAGGUCAGCUGAACUGUCCAGAAGAUGGAUCCCCUAGAUCAGCUUGAGCCACUACCCAGGCUCAAAUUAUGUGGAGUCAAAGAACUCCACAUAAUCCAAGGAAAGAAACACUUUCCAAGAAAUUUGGCAUUAUGAAUCAAUUUGCAUACAGUGGAAAGUAAGACAGCGGAUAUCAGAUUUGCCUUAUACUGUUUUGAGCAAUAUAGAAAACAGUCCCUUCAUUUCCUGAUGCUGAAGCUGACCCUGAAAGAAGGAAGCACACAAUGAAGACCUUGAGGAAGAGAAGGACACAUGCAGUAUAGCAUUUGAUGAUCUAAAAUUUUCAACUAUGCAAUCUUCAUUUAUGCAAUCAGUGACUGGUUCAGUUUCAGCUAGACUGUGAAUCCAGCAUCAAUGUAACUCAAAUACCAUUAAAUAACAGUGUUGCAUUGAGACAAA